AAAAAAAGGUAGCCGGCUGCCGGACUUUGCAAAUAGAAUGCUGCACUAGGAAGCGCUCUCUCCCUCUCCUGCUAAAAAAAAAGAAUGGAGUUCAUCGACGACUACGAUGAAAGCAGACCCAAACUCAUCUACCAAUCUCGCCCCCAACCUUCUUCAGCAGCCAUUGAUACACCUCAAAAUUCGCAGAAAGACAAGCCCAUACUCAUCCUCUCACUCUUCUUCUCUCUCCUUUUUCUAGCUUCAUCCUUCUUCUUUUUCUCCCAAUCUCAAAUUCUUCAACCACUUUUCCUCUGGUUCUCUCUUUCUCUCCUCGUUGGUCCCUUCGCUCCCCUCUCUUUCACUGGCGGAGAUAUUCGAGUUGGUCAAGGAAGAAUCCUUGACCUUCCCCCUCAAUUUGACGCCCUUGAUCUUGAUGAAUCCAAGAAAAAAGUACCCAAUAAAAGAAACCGAGGAAAAAGAUCUGAUAUUGAUGGGGUAAGCGUUAAUUCAUCUUCUGAUUCUCUCAAGAACAGUGAAAUUCCUGGGAAUUUUGAGGGUUUAGGGGCUGAUUUGAAGAAAAAUGAUAAAGGGUUUGUUGGUUUGGAGGCGAAUGUUAAUGGGGUUGUAAUUGAGGAGAAAGAAUGGAGUGAAGAUGAUUUAGGAUUGUUGAGGAAACAAAUUUUGAAAUACCCAGUUGGAAAACCUAGGAGAUGGGAGGUUAUUGCUGAGGUUUUUAGGGGUAGGCAUAGUGUGGAGAGUGUGAUCAAUAAAGCGAAGUCGUUGGGCAAGGAGAAACCGGUUGAUUCGGAUUCGUAUUCGAAGUUUUUGAAGGACCGGAAGCCGGUUGAUAAGAAGAUAGAAGGUGAAAAUGUGGGUUUGGUUAAUGGGGAAAGUAGUGGAGAGGUGAAUAGUUGGAGUUCUAAUGAAGAUAUUGCUUUACUUAAUGCAUUGAAAGUAUUUCCUAAGGAUGUUGCAAUGAGGUGGGAGAAGAUUGCUGCUGCUGUUCCUGGGAAAUCUAAAGCUGGUUGUAUGAAAAGAGUUUCUGAAUUGAAGAAGGAAUUUAGGAGUUCCAAAGCUUCCACUGAGAGCUAGUUUAUGGGUUAAUGUUUUUGAAUUGGUGGCAAUACUUAAACUAGAUGGGCUGAAAAGUCAAUGGAGGGAGUCAACAGCUUUCGCUGCAGCUGCCAAUUCGAGGCCCCAUAUUUGGGAUGCACACAGCACACUGCUUUGUGAAGUCUCUACUGUCUAUUGAUGUACGUUCCACCCCUGAUAGGAGCAGUUAGAUUGUAUAUUGAUGCUGGAUUCACAGCUAAAUAGCACUAAAUAAAAACAAAAAAUAGCACUAUCUUCACAUUCCUUAAAUUGCUUGACAGUUUUUUUC
Molecule: messenger RNA, 1360 nt
Organism: Beta vulgaris subsp. vulgaris (sugar beet)
Lineage: Eukaryota; Viridiplantae; Streptophyta; Magnoliopsida; Caryophyllales; Amaranthaceae
Exons: 2
Coding region: 85-1071 (328 amino acids)
Biological process (GO): 'de novo' cotranslational protein folding; regulation of translational fidelity
Cellular component (GO): cytosol
Molecular function (GO): ribosome binding; Hsp70 protein binding
Source: RefSeq, a predicted model, not a curated record